Molecule: messenger RNA, 1600 nt
Organism: Hibiscus syriacus
Lineage: Eukaryota; Viridiplantae; Streptophyta; Magnoliopsida; Malvales; Malvaceae
Product: succinate--CoA ligase [ADP-forming] subunit beta, mitochondrial-like
Exons: 13
Coding region: 120-1385 (421 amino acids)
Biological process (GO): tricarboxylic acid cycle; succinyl-CoA metabolic process
Cellular component (GO): succinate-CoA ligase complex; mitochondrion
Molecular function (GO): succinate-CoA ligase (ADP-forming) activity; metal ion binding; ATP binding
Source: RefSeq, a predicted model, not a curated record
AUCUCCCGGCAAAAAUCUCUUUUCCUCUUUCUCAUUGAUUCUUUUAGGGUUUGCUGCAGAUCUCCCUUAGUCCUUUGUUUGAUCGUUAAUCUUUCCUCUUGAGGAAACAAAUUACUAAAAUGAGAGGGUUACUAAACAAACUCGUCUCCCGUUCUCUCUCCGUCGCCGGCCAGUGGCAGCAACAGCAGCUCCGCCGUCUCAACAUCCACGAAUAUCAGGGGGCUGAGUUGAUGAGCAAAUACGGUAUUAACGUGCCAAAAGGAGUUGCCGUUUCUUCUCUUGACGAAGUUAAAGAAGUUGUCAAGACAACAUUCCCCGAUCAAAAUGAGGUGGUGGUUAAAAGUCAAAUUUUGGCAGGUGGAAGAGGCUUGGGAACGUUCCUAAACGGUUUUAAGGGUGGAGUUCACAUCGUCAAGACAGACCAGGUUGAAGAUACAGCGGGGAAGAUGCUUGGGCAGAUACUUGUUACCAAACAAACUGGCCCCCAAGGCAAAGUUGUUAGCAAGGUUUAUCUGUGUGAAAAGUUGUCACUUGUGAAUGAGAUGUACUUUGCUAUCACUCUGGGUCGUAAUACUGCUGGUCCACUUAUAAUUGCCUGUAGCAAGGGAGGAACCAGCAUUGAAGACCUUGCAGAGAAAUACCCUGACAUGAUUAUUAAGGUACCUAUUGAUGUUUUCAAAGGAAUUACGGAUGAAGAUGCUGCCAAGGUUGUGGAUGGUUUGGCUCCAAGGGUUGCUGAUAGAAAUGAUUCUAUUGAACAAGUGAAGAAGCUAUAUAAGCUUUUCUGUGAAUCUGAUUGCACAUUGUUGGAAAUCAAUCCUCUUGCUGAGACUUCUAGCAACCAAUUAGUAGCUGCUGAUGCGAAGUUAAACUUUGAUGAUAAUGCUGCAUUUCGUCAAAAGCAGAUAUUUUCUCUUCGUGAUCCCUCACAAGAGGAUCCUCGAGAAGUUGCAGCUGCCAAAGCUGAUCUGAAUUACAUUGGCUUAGAUGGAGAAAUCGGUUGCAUGGUGAAUGGUGCAGGGUUAGCAAUGGCUACAAUGGAUAUAAUUAAGUUGCAUGGGGGAACUCCUGCUAAUUUUCUCGAUGUAGGUGGAAAUGCUUCUGAAGGUCAGGUGGUUGAGGCGUUUAAGAUUUUGACUUCUGAUGAGAAAGUGAAAGCAAUUUUGGUGAACAUAUUUGGGGGAAUAAUGAAAUGUGAUGUGAUUGCAAGUGGGAUCGUCAAUGCUGCCAAAAAUGUUGCCCUAAAAGUACCCGUGGUGGUCCGUCUUGAAGGUACCAAUGUUGAGCAAGGGAAGAGAAUUUUGAAGGAAAGUGGAAUGACACUUAUAACAGCCGAAGAUUUGGAUGAUGCCGCAGAAAAAGCAGUUACAGCAGCCAGCAAAUAAGAUACUUUAAGAUAUGUGUUUGUUAUCGUCUUUCACAACAUUGAUGAUUUUUCUAUAAUUUAAGCCUAUUGAAUCUUGUUCAUGGUAAACCAAAGGAUGGAGGAGUAAUCAUUGGCCCCACGAAAAUCGUUCGUGGUAUUUUGCUUCUUGACGGUUAAGCUUACAAUUCAAAGUCUGAAAUAAAGCCCAUUUGGCUUACAUGUCACUUACACCGA